Molecule: messenger RNA, 1137 nt
Organism: Suillus bovinus
Lineage: Eukaryota; Fungi; Basidiomycota; Agaricomycetes; Boletales; Suillaceae
Exons: 6
Coding region: 1-1137 (378 amino acids)
Source: RefSeq, a predicted model, not a curated record
AUGGAUUUCGACAAAAAUCUGGACCAAUCUUUUCCUGACAAUGAAGCUCGGGGGGAUUCUCAACAAGUAGAUCCGGAUGGCGAGGCCACAGAUACAGAGCAGGAUGAGGCCCUCAAAGUACCCUCGUCGAUACCCUUUAUCUGGAGGAGUUUCUGCUGUUCGAUCAGUUCACAACAAUCAUCUCAGCAAGUCAGAUAUGCACGUGCUUCAUCCUUGCAUACACAGUCUCCUCUUUGGCGCCCAUCUCGACCAGUUACUUCGUCAAGUCGCAGUCACAUGCAGCCCACCUCUCAUGGAUGCUCUCCGUCACGCUCUCUAUCUGAGUCUACUCUGGCUGAAAACUGUGAACGCUCUUGCAGUGCUACACCCAAAGACGCUCGUCGAUCUGGCAAUGGCAAGUGGAAGGUCAAGACAAGCCAGGAGAACCCUUUGAAGCUAGGAUUCUAUCCACCCACUUGGCAAGUAUUCCUGCAGGCGGCAAAGUUAGAGAUGCGGUUGCAGGCCGUUCUAUCCCACCCAAUUCCAGAGUCCCAGGACACCCUCAGCCUGGCUCGAGAAGUCUUGGACACCGUGCUAUGGAUAUACCACGAGAAGAAGAAUAAACUCGAGAGAGGUUACUUUCCAGAGUACGACAUUGAGAUGUGCUGGCUGCUGUGUGAUGACCUCUUCACGUUCCGCACAGAGCUCAAAAAGGUCAUUAUCCCUAUUGCAAAAAGGGCAUAUGAUAUCUCCUCACAGGGCUCCGCGAUGCGAAAGGAGGAGGCUCAAAAGCAUGUCACCGCAACUGCUGCUAGGCUCCUCAAGAGCGGUGACUACCUCCGGCUCCCUGACUCAUCUGAUAAUUUCACAUCGCAGGCUCUCAAGGACGCUUGUCUCGAAUUCUACUACAGCAACAGCAAGAAAGCACUAAAGAACACAAAUGAAUUCCACCGCACAAUCCCCAUCAAUGUGAUGCUUCUUGUAGCAGCAGUGUUGAAGGGCAUUAUCUCUGGCUUUCGGGAGACUGGCACUGACAAGGUUCCUGAUCUCACCACUGAGCAGUGCAGGAUCCACUUUUUCAAUCUAUGGAAAUCAGUUGACAAACUGCUCGACAUUCCGGAGCACUGCGAUGAACUUGAAGACAUGUUGGACCAAUAG